Molecule: messenger RNA, 1157 nt
Organism: Sitodiplosis mosellana (orange wheat blossom midge)
Lineage: Eukaryota; Metazoa; Arthropoda; Insecta; Diptera; Cecidomyiidae
Exons: 2
Coding region: 1-642 (213 amino acids)
Molecular function (GO): protein binding
Source: RefSeq, a predicted model, not a curated record
AUGAGCAAACAAAUGACAUUGAGACUCACUGUCAAUAAUAUUGAUAAACUCAUGGCGGUACGAACACCAGAAUUCGUCCUGCAAAAUUUCCAUUGGGAUUUAACCGUUUUCAAAUAUUCUGGUGGUCUUGACAUUCGAUUGAGUGGUAAAAACGGGUCUAACCAAACUCCACACAACGUGAAGAUCGACUUCAAAAUGCAAUCAUCGGUUGGAGGAGUGCAAAACAUCGAAAAAGGCUGUAAUAUGCAGCUUCGGCAUCGUCAAUGUUCCAACAUAGUCCCAAUUAUAUCAUGGGAGGAGCUCAUCAAAAACGAAAAUGGAUUCGUCGUCAACAAUUCCGUUCAAUUCGAAGUCAAAGUCGAAGUCAAAGUGAAUAAACCAGAAGAAGGAGAACCGAACGCAAAAAAACGAUGCACAGCAAACUCACCUGAAGCUGAAGCAAAUGCUUUAACGUUGGAAUGCGCGAUCUGCUUGAACAAAAUCAAAGGUCAAGACUUAUCGUCAACCUACUGCGGUCAUUUAUUUUGUACGAAGUGCAUCACGAACGCUGUCCAAGCUCAUAAGCGCUGUCCAUCAUGCAAUACGGACCUCGACUUGAAUAAGUUGCAUCGCUUCUACUUGCCAAUUGUGGACAAAGACUAGUUGGACGAUUGGCUCCUUAUCAUUCGUUAAAUUGGCUGGCGAUCGAUGAAAAAUAGCUUAUCCACCAGUAAAUCGAUUUCAUACAUCCUUGUGAGGCCUUUCGCUUAUCGCAGAACAAACAUAUUAUUUUCAACACAUUCAAAAAAAUUUAAGGAACACUUCUAGAUUAGUAACGCGAAGAACCGUUCAUAAAAAUUGAUGAAAGAGAUCAUAUAAACUGAACAGAAGAAAAACUAUUCAUCAGCAAGGAAAUCGGAAAUUAUUAGCAAAAUAGAUCUUUUUAAUAUUGAACAUGAUUUAAAUUCUAAACUUGAAUGAAUGCUCUUCAACAAAAAAUUUUUUCUUCAGAAAUUCACAUCGCAACGGUUUGAUCUAUAGAAAUAAACCACAAAAGAAUAUUCAUUUAGUUGAAUAUCAGAUAGCAUUCAGGAUUUAAAGCGUACUUAAGAAUACAGCAAAUUUUGUGAAAAAUCGAAUUAAGUUUCCUGAAUAAAAAUUGCGAAUAAACAUUUUAA